CCUAGGAUGGCCUAAGUAGGAGAUGUCAAUCACAUACUACGAAUUCUAUGACGAGCGGUUCACCGAUGCGUGUGGGUCAUUUUCGAGGUCUGUUACGGUCUGUUGUCUAUACCUUGUUUGCUCGGAUUGCAGAAACCGAGCAAAGAUCCGAGUAAUAUCAAGGUACAGGCUGUCCGUUCCUCACAAUCUGCGCACCCCACCCCCAAGAUUAAAAGAGAUACAUCGUUAUCGUAAGUACUUUAAAUUGAUGAUGGGUACCGAGUGACGAUACCUUACAAUUUGUUUCCCAACUCUCACCUCCACUACCAAUGGCUCUAGAGCAUGUUAGCUCCCAGCGGCUGCAUUCAGAAACGAAGGCAGAUGACUCAAUCAAAGUCGAUGUUACCGACGACGUGGAUUUUGUUGCUUAUUACGAGCGGGCUUCUGGCCGUUUAGUAGUGGACCCCGAACAGGCAAAGGUCGAGUUUGGGGAGGUGAUGGCCUCUAGGCUCAAGCUUAGCCCUGAUGGGCUGAAGUGGACCGAUUUCCGCAAGACUGUGCACCUGAUCAUCAUUACAAUGUCUGCAGUGGUACCUGACUUCGACUCUGGAAUUGGAACUGCGUCGAUAUUUAGCCUCGCUCAAACUUAUGACACGACCUCGGGUGUCAUCAAUGAUUUGACAUCAAACUGGAGCAUCUUCCUUUUGGGUUGGGGAGGCAUCUUCUGGGUCAUGCUCAUGAGACGGUAUGGUCGGCUGCCAGUACUCUUCUGGAGUCAGCUUUUUGCGUUUGCAUUCUUGAUUGGUGCCACAUUGGCGCCGAAUCUAGCCACCUUUGCAGGGAUGCGCUGCUUGACCGCAUUCUUUGGGCAGCUUCAACAUUCACCAACCUCCAAGGGUCUUUAUGUCGUGACGGAUAUCUUCCCCUUCCAUCUUCAAGCACGGAAGCUGAACAUCUGGACUUCGGGUUUCGUUCUAUCGCCUUACCUAUCACCAUUUGUAUUUGGCUUUCUUGUAGCGCGUGUGAGCUGGAGAUGGGCCUAUGCUAUAGGAUCUAUUUACAGCGCCGUCGUAUUAUUUCUCAUUGUGUUUUUCAUGGAAGAAACUAUGUAUGAUCGUCACCUUGAUUUGAAGCCACUGCACAUUUCUACGGGACUGCGAUAUCGAUUUAAAACUUUGAUAGGCGUCACUGGGUACAAGAUGGCAAAAUACAGACCACGAUGGCCGGAAGUUAUAUUGGCAUCUUUGGAUGUUGUUUGGCGUCCUCAGUUUUUCUUCAUAGUUCUCUUUGAGGCAUUGGUUUUCGGGUUCUCGAUCGGUGUGAACGGGACAAAUGUUAUCUUCAUGAAAUCUCCUCCUCCCGUCGGAUUUGGCUUCAGCCAAUAUGCCGUCGCUGUCCUUCUUGGCGAGUUCAUUGGACGUUACGUCAAUGAAUUCAUUAUGGAUCUGCAUAUUCGCAAAACGAGCCGCUUGUGGACCUGUUACUUAGCCAUGCCGCUUUAUAUCUGUGGCUUUUUGACGCUGGGUGCUGGGAUACAAAAUCUCAGCGAAGCCGCUCUCAUCAUGGGCUGGGGCAUUGCGAUCGUUGCAAUCACCCUCAACACUGUUGUAGUGUACGCAUAUUGUAAUGACUGCUUCCCUCGUAGGGCGGGCGAAGUCAGUGCCCUGCUAAACCUUACAAGAGCAUUGGGCGGUUUCGGAAUCGCAUAUUUCCAAGUCCCAUGGGCUACAAAAUCUGGAGGAUUGAUGGUGUUUGGUGUUGAAGCAGCGCUUGUGAUUGGCAUGUUUUUCAUCGCCGUUCCUAUGACACAACUGAAGGGAAGCUACUUCCGAGCACGUUAUGCCUUAUAAUUGGCAUUGACUUCAGAACCAGAAGAAUCAUUCAGAGUUAGACAUGUAUGCUUCCUAGUUACUUUGUUAUACAAUCAAGUAUGUACCUGCGAGCGUCUACAAUGCCAUGUUUUGGUGUAUGCAACAAAUUACCUCCAACAUGCCCUUUCGCGACAUCAGUUGCAAUGUAAAACUGUCAAUCUCUAUGAGUUGGCAAUGGCAUGGGCAACCUGUGGGUAUCCACAAG
Messenger RNA from Suillus plorans, 2055 nucleotides. RefSeq names its product MFS general substrate transporter. The record is from RefSeq and is a predicted model, not a curated record. The transcript has 22 exons. Gene Ontology annotation, molecular function: transmembrane transporter activity. Gene Ontology annotation, biological process: transmembrane transport. Bases 309 to 1829 code for a protein of 506 amino acids. Lineage: Eukaryota; Fungi; Basidiomycota; Agaricomycetes; Boletales; Suillaceae.